Molecule: messenger RNA, 1464 nt
Organism: Physeter macrocephalus (sperm whale)
Lineage: Eukaryota; Metazoa; Chordata; Mammalia; Artiodactyla; Physeteridae
Gene: CXCR1
Product: C-X-C motif chemokine receptor 1
Exons: 2
Coding region: 16-1098 (360 amino acids)
Biological process (GO): calcium-mediated signaling; G protein-coupled receptor signaling pathway; immune response
Cellular component (GO): membrane; external side of plasma membrane
Molecular function (GO): C-C chemokine receptor activity; C-C chemokine binding; C-X-C chemokine receptor activity
Source: RefSeq, a predicted model, not a curated record
CAACCAGAUCAAACCAUGACUAUCAUCCUGUAUGAUUUAUUGAAUUACACUGAUUUGUGGCAGUUGUUUGAGUAUGAGUUUGCAAAUUUCACCGGCACGCCACCCACAGACGAACAUAAUUAUAGUCCCUGUAAGAUGAACACUGAGGCACUCAACAAGUAUGCCGUGGUCGUCAUCUAUGCCCUGGUCUUCCUGCUGAGCCUCCUGGGAAACUCCCUGGUGAUGCUGGUCAUCUUAUACAGCCGGGUGGGCCGCUCUGUCACCGACGUCUACCUGCUGAACCUGGCCAUGGCUGACCUGCUCUUCGCCCUGACCUUGCCUAUCUGGGCCACCUCCAAGGCAAAGGGCUGGAUCUUUGGCACAGCCCUGUGCAAGGUGGUCUCACUCCUGAAGGAAGUCAACUUCUACAGUGGUAUUCUACUGCUGGUCUGCAUCAGCAUGGACCGCUACCUGGCCAUUGUCCAUGCCACACGCGUGCUGACCCAGAAGCGGCACUGGGUCAGGUUCAUAUGUUUAGGCGUCUGGGUCCUGUCCUUGAUCCUGGCCCUGCCCGUCUUUGUCCUCCGUGAGGCUUAUCAACCACCCUAUUCCAGCCCAGUCUGCUACGAGGACAUGGGUGCCAAUACAACAAAAUGGCGGAUGGUGAUGCGGGUCCUGCCCCAGACCUUUGGCUUCCUCCUGCCCCUGCUGGUCAUGCUGAUCUGCUACGGACUCACCCUGCGCACGCUCUUUGCGGCCCAAAUGGGGCAGAAGCACCGGGCCAUGCGGGUCAUCUUUGCUGUCGUGCUCGUCUUCCUGCUCUGCUGGCUGCCCUACAACCUGGUCCUGGUUGCAGACACCCUCAUGAGGGUCCGGGUGAUCGCGGAGACCUGUGAGCGCCGCAAUGACAUUGGCCGGGCCCUGGAUGCCACCGAGAUCCUGGGCUUCCUCCACAGCUGCCUCAAUCCUCUCAUCUACGUCUUCAUUGGCCAGAAGUUUCGCCACGGACUCCUCAGGAUCAUGGCCAUCCAUGGCCUGGUCAGCAAGGAGUUCUUGGUCAAGGACGGCAGGCCUUCCUUUGUUGGCUCUUCUUCAGGGAACACUUCUACUACCCUCUGAGACUGCAGGCAGGGCCCCCCCCUUCCCUUCAGCAUCCGCCCCAAGCCGCAUGUCCUCUGGCUGCUCACAGCCUUGUGUCAAAGCAGCCGCCCAUUGUGGAUACAGGAAGUUGCUGAGGCCACAUCCUUACUAGGUCCCCAGCUAUGGAUUCGAAAGCCCUGGCCCCCACCUCUUACCGUAAUUACCAUGUCCACUGCUAGAGCUCGGCCCAUCCUACCACUGAGACCACAGCACUCUGUCUUCUGGCAGACAUUCUUUGAAUAUAUUCUUUUAAGUGAUUACAAAAAGUUCCCACCAUUGGGAGGCAUUAGUGUCAAACACCAUUGGUUGCUUCCCCAACUCUCCCUUUCCUUGCUGGCUAACGAA